Molecule: messenger RNA, 643 nt
Organism: Eptesicus fuscus (big brown bat)
Lineage: Eukaryota; Metazoa; Chordata; Mammalia; Chiroptera; Vespertilionidae
Gene: RAB39B
Product: RAB39B, member RAS oncogene family
Exons: 2
Coding region: 1-642 (213 amino acids)
Biological process (GO): Rab protein signal transduction
Cellular component (GO): Golgi membrane
Molecular function (GO): GTP binding; GTPase activity
Source: RefSeq, a predicted model, not a curated record
AUGGAGGCCAUCUGGCUGUACCAGUUCCGGCUCAUUGUCAUCGGGGAUUCCACGGUGGGCAAGUCCUGUCUGAUCCGCCGCUUCACCGAGGGCCGCUUUGCCCAGGUUUCGGACCCCACCGUGGGGGUGGAUUUUUUCUCCCGUCUGGUGGAGAUCGAGCCAGGCAAACGCAUCAAGCUCCAGAUCUGGGAUACCGCGGGUCAAGAGAGGUUCAGAUCCAUCACUCGAGCCUACUACAGGAACUCAGUAGGUGGUCUUCUCUUAUUUGACAUUACCAACCGCAGGUCCUUCCAGAAUGUCCAUGAGUGGUUAGAAGAGACCAAAGUACACGUUCAGCCCUACCAAAUUGUAUUUGUUCUGGUGGGUCACAAGUGUGACCUGGAUACACAGAGGCAAGUGACUCGCCAUGAAGCAGAGAAACUGGCUGCUGCGUACGGCAUGAAGUACAUUGAAACGUCAGCCCGAGAUGCCAUUAAUGUGGAGAAAGCCUUCACAGACCUGACGAAAGACAUAUAUGAGCUGGUUAAAAGGGGGGAUAUCUCAAUCCAGGAGGGCUGGGAAGGGGUGAAGAGUGGAUUUGUACCAAAUGUGGUUCACUCUUCCGAAGAGGUUGUCAAAUCAGAGAGGAGAUGUUUGUGCUAGU